AGCCCCUUUCCAUGUCUCCUAGGCACCAAGGGCGUUGGCACGCCCUGGUUCCUGCUCCUCGUCGUCGUCAUAGGCUGUUGUUGCCACUACUACUACUGCUCUUCUACUCGCUGGCUUCCAAAUGGUCCCUGGUAGAAGCUGCCACUCUAGACAACGAAAUGGGGGAGACUGAACUAUUUGAUGAUUAUGAUGCUGAUGGUUUUGGUGGCUACUGCGAAGCCCAAGGCUUAUUAACGGCUGGUGAUGGAACUUGCAAAGAUCCUGAUAUUGUUACUGUCGUCCACGAUCGGGACUCUAGCUCCUCUCCAUCAUCAUCGCAGUCAGGAACGUCGUCAUUGCCCAAUCCCAUCGAGUCUCAAGAGAUGAUGGACCUCUUCAAAGACACCACAGACUUCGUAGUGUCACUAGUUGAUGGUCGCCUUAUUGCAUACGACGGUUGUGGGACUAAGCUAUGGACGUAUCAGGCCAACUCUCCUACAGUUGACGCUCGUUUCAACGAGACUGUGGCGAAGGAGCUUGGCAUCGGUGAUCUGGCAUCACACUUUGCUGGAGAUGACCCUACUCAAACGCCCAGGAUUGUCCCAGCUCUCGAUGGUACUGUUUACAUAGUGACACCGAACCCCAAGUCCCCCUCGCAAAGGGUCUUCACUCACUUACCGACUCUAUUGGAAGAUAUGGUCGGCGUAGCGCCUUUCUACAGCCCAGCAUUUCCGGGUAUGUACGUUACGGGCAGUAAACUGCAGGGAGGUGUCACUAUCGAUUUCUCGUCAUCAAGAGUAAAGUGGCAUCUUCCCGGUGGCCGCUCUACUGGACGCUAUAGCAAGGAGGAUAAGCUAGUCUUUGCUCGACAGGAAUGGGCACUGCACUCCUUAGCUGCUGAGGACUCGGAUGAAGUCUGGCGAGCUAGCUAUGUUGAGUUCCCACCAGUGACACAUGAACAUCUCUUCCCGGGUACUGAGGUCAAUGCCCGUGCUCGAGCCCUGACUAGUGUUCUUGGUAUACUGGACAACCAGACUAGUGUCUAUAAGAAAAUAUUCGAUAAAAAUCGAUGUCCUCCUAUGCAAGGGCAUGGACGGUCUGCCCAAGUCGAGAAGCCCAUGAUAACUUUAGUAUUCGACUCACCAGUGGUUUCUGUAUUCGCCGUGGUAAGCCCUCAGGAUACUCCAGCUAAGCUGGCCAUGGUCCCAGUGGCACAUGCUGGUCCUUGGUGUCACGAGUUCCCUGGGUAUGACAAGUUACCAGUGCCUUCCUAUGUGAACAUGCCCCAUGCAUACGAUGGCCGACCGCAGUUGUAUCCCCCGUUCACUUACGAUGAUAGGAGCUCUAUGAGGGCAUCGACUAUGGAUGAGGAGCCCUACCAUAUGUAUAAGGACCGACGGCGAAGUCCAGAGCCAUUGCAGUUAGCAUUGGAAGGUGGGGUCACGCUAGACGAGAUGGCAUCGAUUUUUAUCAAGUUGAAUGGACCUAAUAAGCUGUUCUUUGGUGGUCUGGGUGGUGAUGAUGGUGGUCCGGGUAGAGGGGGUCGGGGUCCUCGAGCGCCACCUGGUCCUGGCCUUGGACGCCUACCGGAUGGAGACGGUUACCAUGAUGCUGGUAAGAUACGACCCCUCAGUUUGCCAGGCCCUGGAGGUACUGUGGCAACCGCCGACCCCGCGAAAGUCCAUUACCUGAACGAUGUGGCUCGGAAUACUUCCCUUAGGGAGUUUCUGGCUGUGAAGUACCAACAUAAUUACAUAGUAUUGGUCUUCUUACUAGGCCUCAUGGGACUAGGGGCUGUAGUGUAUCGGUUUAUCGCAGGAUGGGUACAGGUCUUCAAGGUCGUGGCGCCGGAUGGGGAGAACAUGUCGCCGGGGUCGGGCGUAGAUGAUGAUGAUAAAAUUAGUGAAGAAAUGGAAGAUGACGAUGAUGAAGACGACGAUAUGGAGGGUUCAGAAUUACUAUCAACAGAUUUGGUAGAGCAACCCUACGAGAUGGGGAGGUUCUUGGAUAUACGACAAGACAUUAUGUAUCUACCAGAGUGGCAAGAUGUGUUACUGCAGGCUAGUAUGAAUAAGCGUUUGCAGCAGUUUAACGAUCUUACUAGGAUAGCAUUCAAGCACGGCGAGAGCGAUGUUAGGACGGUUCAUGGAGGGGUAUUGUUCUUGGGUAGAAAUGUGGAUGACCCUCAGUUUAUAUUCCGCAAUCCUAAGCAAGAGCUCAGCCAGAGACCUAACGUUCCUAAGUUCACUCAAGCGGUUAGAAAUGCUGUUGCUAGUAACGCGAUGAAGGAGGUGCGGUAUCUGAAAGCGUAUUGUCCCAAGGCGUGUGUGGCGAGUUGGAACACAUUCGAAGGCGUUAUACAGGAUUUCGUAUGCAAGCACCCGACUGCCUCUCAGGUCACCGUUCGGGAUAUAGACCCUGAAGAGUAUCUCGACAACUUUGCUAUUUGGCAUCAGACUCCACUACUAUUGGACGCCCCCUUUACGGCCAAGCAUAUACGCUACCUCAAGACACUAGACUUUGAUAAAUUGAAGAAAAUUUGGGUGCACUACACAUAUCCGAAGUAUGUUGUGGCAGAUCAUGCUCAUCGUCAUGCUGCCCAGCAUCGCUCUAAGAGCCUGACUAGUCCUGUACGUCAAGUACUGGGAUAUCUGGUCAGCCCUAAGGCUACUGUGGACUCUCCUGCUGCUGCUGCUAGUGACCACACUCCACUUGGUGACCGUACUGGUCAGCCACCCCUACCUAUACAGCUACCGGAGGCAGCGCUGGACGCGACCUACUGCUCACCUGAUGCUGAAGAGACCUCCUUCUCAUCGCCCUCGGGCUAUCGUCGUAGGCGACGGUGUGACAGCUCUGAUGUAGCAAGCGACAACCCGACUUCUAGUGGAGAGGAAGCGGAUGCCUCUAAUGAGGAUUCUGUAUCGUGUCCUCAUCUGAGGGUACGUGCUACUAAGGGAAGGCCUCGGGCUGAGACCGUUGCUGUUGGAAAAGCUGCAGAGGUCGAUGAGGAGGGUAAGGGCAAGAGCAAUCAUGAGAUAGUUGUUGACGAGGCAGGAGACUAUGAUGAACUGAGGCUGGUGCCACCUAUUGAUAUGGUUAAUGUGAUGGAGGCUAAUGUAAGAUUCCUUCUGAGGUGUGCGGAGACGGAUAAGCCUAUGUUGUUCGCGGCUGAGGUGCUGUACAGUGGCCUGUACGAACGAGUGUGGCACGAGUUGCCAGGGGGGCUGCAGGACUUCGAAGCUUUGGGUGAUACUCUAGUCGAGAUCGCCAGUGUUGAAUCAGUGUACGACAUUUUCACUGAUUGGGAUGAUAGGCGUACUGGUCGUCGUCAUGUUGACAUGCUAUGGGCUGGUCCCCCUAGACCCUUGUGCCUUAAUAAGGCUUCGGAUACCACUAGUGAUAGCUUCGCCGUUGCCCUCAACAAAGGCUCUAUGUCGUGCCGUAGCGGCUCGGUUGUCUCACAGUUCGAUGGUGAAAUUGAAAUGGUUGGUUUUGACGAGUCUAGCACUAGUAUGGAGGUUGCUGCUGAUGGCAGUUGUAGUAGUGAUGACAAUAACAAGAAGUCUCAAAUGUUGACUAGGAGUAGUGAAGAUGAUGAUGAUAGUCGCCAAGGCCCCAACAAAGGGGAUACCAAUAUCCCCUGUGAAGUUGACGGAAGUCCCUCUGCAGAGUGA
This is a messenger RNA of Perkinsus marinus ATCC 50983, 3653 nucleotides long. RefSeq lists its product as hypothetical. Bases 12 to 3653 code for a protein of 1213 amino acids. The transcript is spliced from 6 exons. The record is from RefSeq and is a predicted model, not a curated record. NCBI's taxonomy places the organism in Eukaryota, Perkinsozoa, Perkinsida, Perkinsidae. Gene Ontology annotation, molecular function: protein binding.